UUGAUCUCUCAACCCCAUAAUCAAUUUCAAUUUUAGAUUUACAGGAGCAAUUGGAAGACAAAGGACACAGGCAUGGCAAUAAAGGAGCCCCUGGAAGAGGCUGACUGCUGGGGAGACUCCGUGGACAGACUUUUGGAAUGUAAAUCCGGCCAGAUGGCUUUCCGGGAGUUCCUGAAGACUGAGUACAGUGAGGAGAAUAUCUUGUUUUGGUUGGCCUGUGAGGAUUAUAAGAAAAUUAAAUCAACUCCUGAGAUGAUUUCUACUGCAAACAGGAUCUACACUGAAUAUGUACAAACAGAGGCCCCAAGACAGAUUAAUAUUGACUGUGGAACCAGAGAAAAUAUAACACAAAAUAUUUCCCAACCAAGCCUCACUUCCUUUGAUACGGCACAACGCUUAAUUUAUGGUCUGAUGGCGAAGGACUGUUACCCAAGAUUCCUGAAAUCCGACAUUUACCAGGCGUACCUGACGCGUUCCAAGAAGAGAUGAAUGUGAUCCUCGCCGCCGGAGAUGUACAGUCACCCCCGGGCCCUUUCUGUAUUUCCCCUCCUGUAACCGAAUUACUUGGUUUUUACGCUGACCAGCCUAUCUAUAGUUUUGAGUGAUUCACGCCAUGAGAUAACAAAAUAUAAACAUAGAGGAAAAGAUCCUUGUUUUUAGUUAAGAAAAGUUUGUGAAACGAAUGUAGAUGUUCCAGUCUCUUAUUCAGAGCAUAUUUGAGGGCGUACAUUAAGCAUGAUUAACUCACAGCUCCCUUACAGCCGAAACACAUUUUCCCAUAAGUUGACGUUUUAAUUCCUUUGAUACCAUUUUAAAGUAUAAGUCUCCCUACAUACUUAUCGCCUGGCGAGAUAUGAACGCAUUUCCAUUUCUUCUUCCUUUAAGCUUAUUCACAUAGUAUAGUCAUUAGUUUUUAAUAAGUGCAUUAUUGUGGUAGCUUUUCGUUGCCAGUUAUUUUCUUUAAAAUUUUGAUUGUAAAUUAAAUCUUUUCUAGUUUGUCUUCUUACUCGGACUGAUGUAAAUACUCUGACCAUUUCUCCAAGCUGGCCAAUCGUACUGCUGCUCCUGCCUGCCACCUUCACCCCUUUCAAUAAAUGUCCUCUAUCCUCUUCUCGUCAUUCUUCCUCCUCUUUUAAUUCUUCGCUUCAUCUCCGGUGCCUAUGGGGAGGGAGGACAAGCCACCGAGGGGAAGUUUGUGGAGCGAAAGCGGCGGGAGAUGAAAACACACUCAUCGGGGUCCCCCUAGUGUCUCAGCUCCUGCAGGUCGUCCCCUUUCUCCACCCAUAGGGGCAGCCCUGAUACCAAAAGGAAACAUCCCUUAAUCACUGCGCUCACCUUGCCCCCUUUUCCACUCGGGGUCGACCAAAUUAAUCAGGCCUGCAGUCAGCCCUCCAGGCACCUUUUUGUUUUAAGCUGGCCUGCUUCUCCCCAGUGUGGGGACAACAAACUCCAGUCUUCCUUCCUCAUCAUUAGGAUCACGUCUCAAUUUAUGCAAUUAAAGAGGAACAAGCUGCAAACGAGUGCAUUGCCCCGGCUUUAAUCUGCGGAUGAUAAAAUGCAUAGAUAAGAGCUGAUCUUGUGUCUUGCCUUGUUUGCUUAUGAAAUAAAAAUGUAACAUCUUUCCAA
Brienomyrus brachyistius is the source of this 1626-nucleotide messenger RNA. Its product is annotated as regulator of G-protein signaling 8-like. NCBI's taxonomy places the organism in Eukaryota, Metazoa, Chordata, Actinopteri, Osteoglossiformes, Mormyridae. The transcript is spliced from 4 exons. Bases 73 to 489 code for a protein of 138 amino acids. The record is from RefSeq and is a predicted model, not a curated record.